AGCCUGGCAGAGCUUUGAUAACAUUUGUCAUCAUCAGACUAAAAGAAUCAAGAAUGUUGCUGUUUGGCUGAGGCACACUCUCUUCACUCAAAAUGGUGUCCCUUUCGGGCUUCUCCUUCCUGCUCCAUUGACUACCUCUCAAGUCUCAAUAUAAUAAGCAGGUUGGGACCAGCCAGGUAUUGAGUUACGCCUAGUUUCACCUUUAACAUGAAGUUGAAACUAAAGAAUGGAUUGCGUUCUAUAGUACCUAUCCCCCAUUUGCAAGAUGAAUCAGCCACUCGCUUUUGCAUGUUUUCAAAUGUGAAGCCAGCAAGAUACAGUCCAGGAAGUGCACCCGUCUAUCUUAACGUAUAUGAUUUGACAUCCAUGAAUGGCUAUUUGUACUGGGCAGGAGUUGGUGUCUUCCAUACUGGAGUAGAAGUGUAUGGUGUUGAAUAUGCGUUUGGAGCGCAUGAAUAUCCAACGAGUGGCGUAUUUGAAAUUGAACCUCGGCAGUGCCCUGGAUUUAAGUUCAGAAAGUCAGUUUUCAUCGGGACAACGUAUUUGGAUCCCAUCCAGGUUAGGGAAUUCGUGGAGCUACAAUCUUCAAACUACAGCGGGGAUUCGUAUCACCUGAUUAUGAAGAACUGUAACCACUUCUGUGAGGAUAUAUGUUACAAGAUGACUGGAAACCGCAUUCCAAAAUGGGUGAACCGGCUAGCAAAAAUAGGAUCACUGUGCAACUGCAUUCUCCCAGAAGCCAUCAAAGCAUCAUCUGGUGUGGAGAAAGGUCCAGAUUUCCCGGGAUUUGACAGCGAGAAGAGAAGGCUUAGAAGCUCUUUCAGGUGCUUGUCCUCGAUUUCAAUGCGCCACAGCCGCAGGGACAAAGAAGUAUCCAUAUCGUCGCUGUUCUUGCACUCCCACUACAGAGACUGUUUACUGCCCCGAAAAUUCAGAACAUCUAGAAAUGGAUCUUUCAGAGAAGGGUGAUUGAGUGUUUAGUUUCCAGUUUCUAUCUAGAUAUCCUGGGUUAGAAUGCAUGAAACUUUGCCACUAGCUAGCUCUCUCUUUAGCCAGGGCAAAAGUAUAAGCUAUUCUGGUUUUUGGCUUACUUGUUUUCCUGCUCAUCAUUUUACCAGUUCAAGGAUUGGAUUGGAUUGUAUCCUACAGCCUCAGAUGCAAAAACUUUUAGUUUUGGUAGUAAAACUCUUGUUUGUCUACUAACAAUUUAUCAACAAGUUAUUUACAUUAAUUUCAGCUA
Molecule: messenger RNA, 1240 nt
Organism: Ipomoea nil (Japanese morning glory)
Lineage: Eukaryota; Viridiplantae; Streptophyta; Magnoliopsida; Solanales; Convolvulaceae
Product: deSI-like protein At4g17486
Exons: 4
Coding region: 208-969 (253 amino acids)
Biological process (GO): protein deubiquitination
Molecular function (GO): deubiquitinase activity
Source: RefSeq, a predicted model, not a curated record